This is a messenger RNA of Perognathus longimembris pacificus (Pacific pocket mouse), 1854 nucleotides long. It is a transcript of the gene Hacd3, whose product is annotated as 3-hydroxyacyl-CoA dehydratase 3. The transcript has 11 exons. Bases 174 to 1262 code for a protein of 362 amino acids. Gene Ontology annotation, biological process: fatty acid elongation; sphingolipid biosynthetic process; very long-chain fatty acid biosynthetic process. Gene Ontology annotation, molecular function: 3-hydroxyacyl-CoA dehydratase activity. Gene Ontology annotation, cellular component: endoplasmic reticulum membrane. NCBI's taxonomy places the organism in Eukaryota, Metazoa, Chordata, Mammalia, Rodentia, Heteromyidae. The record is from RefSeq and is a predicted model, not a curated record.
CGCAGGCGCGGGCCGCGAGCGUGGGGGGCGCCUCCUGGCAGUCGCGCUGCGGGCUCCGGAGCGGCGGUGAGGGGAUUUGCGGCCUGCGUCCGCCCAGCUCCAGCCGCGCCGUCCGCCGAGGCAGCCAGGCGCCGUGAGCCGAGCCUCCCGACUCACACGGGGCAAGCGUGGCCAUGGAGAACCAGGUCCUGACGCCGCACGUCUACUGGGCUCAGCGACACCGCGAGCUGUACCUGCGCGUGGAGCUGAGUGACGUGCAGAACCCUGCCAUCAGCAUCACAGAAAAUGUGCUGCAUUUCAAAGCCCAGGGGCAUGGUGCCAAAGGAGACAACGUCUAUGAAUUUCACCUGGAAUUCCUAGACCUUGUGAAGCCAGAGCCCGUUUACAGACUGACUCAGCGACAGGUGAACAUUACCGUGCAGAAGAAAGUGAGUCAGUGGUGGGAGAGGCUCACCAAACAGGAGAAGCGUCCGCUGUUUUUGGCCCCUGACUUUGACCGCUGGCUGGAUGAAUCCGAUGCAGAAAUGGAACUCAGAGCCAAGGAAGAAGAACGCCUGAAUAAACUCAGAAUGGAAAGUGAAGGUUCCCCUGAAACUCUCACAAGCUUGAAGAAAGGAUACCUGUUCAUGUACAACCUUGUGCAGUUCUUGGGGUUCUCCUGGGUCUUUGUCAACCUGACAGUGCGGUUCUGUAUCUUGGGGAAAGAGUCCUUUUAUGACACUUUCCACUCUGUGGCCGACAUGAUGUAUUUCUGCCAGAUGUUAGCACUUGUGGAAACCAUCAAUGCCGCGAUUGGAGUCACUAGCUCGCCAGUGUUGCCUUCUCUCCUCCAGCUUCUUGGAAGAAAUUUUAUUUUGUUUAUUGUCUUUGGCACCAUGGAAGAAAUGCAGAACAAAGCUGUGGUUUUCUUUGUGUUUUAUUUUUGGAGCAUGAUUGAAAUUUUCAGGUACCCCUUCUACAUGCUCACGUGCAUCGACAUGGACUGGAAGGUGCUCACCUGGCUGCGCUACACCGUGUGGAUUCCCGUAUACCCUCUGGGAUGCUUGGCGGAAGCUGUGUCUGUGAUCCAGUCCAUCCCUGUGUUCAACGAGUCGGGAAGAUUCAGUUUUACACUGCCAUAUCCGGUGAAAAUCAAAGUUCGAUUUUCCUUCUUCCUUCAGGUUUAUCUUAUAAUGCUAUUUCUAGGGCUGUACAUAAAUUUUCGUCACCUUUAUAAGCAGCGCAGGCGGCGCUAUGGGCAAAAAAAGAAGAAGAUCCACUGAGGAGACUCAGAUAGACAGCUUCCCGCCAGUUUGAGCCUCAUCUGUGAUUCUUACUGUUUUAUCUUGUCCUGAUGUAAGUUUUUUUAAAGUUCAAACACGCUCUCCGUGAGUCCAUCUUUCUCACCCUCACAUUCCUGAACUCCCUGUACUGUUAGCUAGGGCUUGCAUGACACAGAACCCCUCCCCCCCAAGCGGGUUCACUCCUGUGUACUAACGGCAGCCAUGCCUGCACCCCAGCCGCUUGUCAGUGUGGUGUGUGCCCGCCAAGGACGGCGCCAGCCUCAUCCUGAGGCUCAAGCAGCCUCGCCAUUUACAAUUUGCGCUACGUCAGCUCUUGCUUUUUGUGAAAAACGACCAUUACUCCACAGAAGGCUGUUGGAAGCGACUGGGGCAGGACUGUAUCUGGGGGAUUCCUUUUGUAGUGGGGUGUUAGUUACAGGUGUUUCUGGGGAACACCGUACAUCUAACAUCUGUUGGCCUGACUACACCUGUCACUGCAGUGCUUGCUCAUGUGGGCAGGAACGAGGCGGAGCGAGUCAAGUGAAACCAAUCACAGCUGUGAUCACUUCCUCCCCAGCUACAUCGGAACUCU